AGAAUAAGAAGUUCAAUUAAAAUUAUUGCGAAUUCUGUGAUGAAUAACGAAUAAAAUACUACACACAAACCGAAUCAACUAGAAUAUUUGUAGAAUUAUGGCAACUGAGGAUAAUCGUUUGGUGGAGCAAAUAAAUACAGUAGAAAUAAUAAAGGAUGAAAAUAAAAUCAAGUCGAAAACCAAAGAAACCGUCAUCGAUUUGCUUCCACAGCUCAUAGCGAGUUGUUUAAUGUAUUUUCUUGUAAUUCAAGCUGGCAUUAGUAUGUCGUUUUCUUCCGUGUUAAUAACACAAAUAGCUGACAAUGGAGAGAUAGAACUGAACACAAAUUCUGCAUCAAUCAUUGCAAGUAUUUGGAGCUUGUCAUUACCAUUAGGAGCACUAUCAUCUGGCUUUCUCAUGGAUGGAUUUGGACGAAGAAAAACAGGACUUUUUAUUUGUUUUCCAUUCACGAUUUCAUGGCUCAUAAUGAGUUUCGCUGAGAAUGUAACAAUGAUUUAUGUGGCGAGAAUAAUUUCUGGAAUCACUGCCGGUCUAACGACCUGUUCAGUAGUUUAUGUUGCAGAAAUUAGUUCGAAAACUACAAGAAGUGGUCUUCUUUGUAUGAAUUCAGUUUGGGUAUCUUUUGGGAUUUUUCUAACAUAUUUCUUGAACUAUUUUAAUCUUCAUUGGAGAACGAUAGGCUACGUCUAUGCUUUAAUGUCAUCACUUUGUUUUCUGGCUAUUUUCGUUGUACCUGAAUCACCGCAAUGGUUGCUUGUAUUUAAUAAAAAGGAAAAUGAUGAAAGAAAGAGAGAUCAAGUCAAGUCAACAUUUUCUUGGCUGUACAGAAAGCAACAAAUUUCUGAAGUUCACUACAACGACUUGAUAAGAUCUAAUGAAAUAAGAGUCGUGGAAGCAGUUGAUGAAAAUGAUACAAAUUGGCUUAGAAAUAUCAAACGACCACAGGUGUACAAACCUUUUACGAUUUUGUUCUUCUUAUUCUUGUUACAACAGUUGUCUGGUGGAUACGUGUUGAUAUUUUACACUUUAAACAUAUUUCGAAACCUUGGAGCGAAGUUCUUGAAUAGUAUAGAUGAAAGAAUGGCUUUAGUACUUGUUGGAUCUAUUCGGCUAGUUAUGGCCAUAAUCGCUGCAGCACUCGCGCAGAAAUGUAAUCGAAAAAUUUUACUUUAUAUAUCUACGAUGGGAAUGGGAAUUUUUGCAUUCAUUGCAUCGUCUCAAAUGCUAAAUGUUGAAGACUCAGCGCAUUCACUUUUUCUUCGUCAUGACAACAAUGUAACAUCUGAUUCUUUAUCUUCAUCAUCAGCUAGUAAUUACAUUUUGCUGCUUUGCGUUCUGAGCUACAUGUUGUUCGCAUCUGUUGGAAUUCUGAUUAUUCCAUGGACUUUAAUUUCUGAACUUUACUCGAUUAAGUACAAGGCUACAUUUGGAGGAACUUCAGUUGCAGUUGCUUACAUUCUUAUGUCGAUUGUUUUAAAAAUAUUUCCUUUUGCGUUGGAAACUUUCAGUAUUUCAAUCAUUUUCGCUAUUUUCGGUGGAGUGAGCCUGACAACUGCAAUUUUUAUUUAUUUCUAUUUGCCAGAGACUCAUCGUAAGACAUUCGCUGAAAUUGAACAAAGUUUUAUGGGUGUUAAGGACAAUUAAGGGACUUUUCUUUACCUUUGGUGAUAACAUGGAACUAAAGUGCACUCGUACAAUGAAGAUUUUAAUUAUUAAGUUUUUAAAGGAACAAACAUUAAAAUUAAUUUUAAUUUGCUAGAGUAGCAAGUUGUUAGAGAAAAUGACUAAAACAGUAAUAAAAAAGAUAUUUAAA
Molecule: messenger RNA, 1814 nt
Organism: Clunio marinus
Lineage: Eukaryota; Metazoa; Arthropoda; Insecta; Diptera; Chironomidae
Source: the annotation of a GenBank genome assembly